This is a messenger RNA of Manduca sexta (tobacco hornworm), 771 nucleotides long. Its product is annotated as pupal cuticle protein 20-like. The record is from RefSeq and is a predicted model, not a curated record. NCBI's taxonomy places the organism in Eukaryota, Metazoa, Arthropoda, Insecta, Lepidoptera, Sphingidae. The coding region runs from base 82 to 771 and encodes 229 amino acids. Gene Ontology annotation, cellular component: chitin-based extracellular matrix. The transcript has 5 exons. Gene Ontology annotation, molecular function: structural constituent of chitin-based larval cuticle.
UAUAAGAGAAACGUAUGGAUACGUAAUCAUCCCACAAACCAAGCGAUCUUUGAACAAGACGGUUGUUGUAAACAAUAAAAAAUGAAAGUGAUCGUGGUACUAGCUCUGGUCGCCGCCGCGUCGGCUGCUCCCCAAAACCUUCAAGAUGUACAAGUUCUCCGCUACGAAACUGACAACGUUGGACCUGAAUCUUAUAACUUUGCCUGGGAACUGUCCAACGGCAGCAAACAUGAAGAACAAGGGCAAUUGAAAAAUCAGGGAACGGAGAACGAAGCCAUGACCGUGCAAGGGCAGUACUCUUGGGUCGGUCCUGAUGGCGUCACAUAUACAAUCACCUACAUUGCUGAUGAAAAUGGUUUCCAGCCACAAAUCCAACAAGGAGUCGGAGGAGCCAUCCCGCCCGGAGUUGUGGCUUCACUCCUUGGAUUUGUGAUCCUUGGGUUGGUCGCGGCCGCGUGGACUGCACCGCAAGGAGCCAAAAACGAGGAUGUGCAAAUUUUAAGAUAUGACAACGACAACGACGGAAUCGGCUCUUACAGAUUCGCUUUCGAGCAAAGCGACGGCAAUAAGCGCGAAGAACAGGGUGACGUCAUAAAUGCAGGCACAGAUGACGAGUCCAUUGUUGUGAAAGGUUCCUACUCUUGGGUCGGCCCUGACGGAGUGACGUAUACUGUCACCUACGUAGCUGAUGACAAAGGAUUCCAGCCGACCAUCGAGCAAGGACCCGGCGGAAGCAUCCCACCAGGGAUCGUUGCGUCUCUCCUCGGUUAA